AUGACGCUGACAGAGGAGCAAAUCAACACUAUCGCAGAUUGUCCCCUCAACGACUCACUCACGCGUUUUUCACAAAAGCUAAGCCACUUGGAAGGAUCUAAUGAAGCCUGGCGCACUGACGUUGCCACUGUCCUGCCAGUUUUGAUUGCCUCGCCUGCCGCGUACAACCUUGCUUUGCCAGACGGGGGAGUCAAUGUGGCCGUUAAACUACUCACUAUACUUCAGCAUGUACGAGGAGGCCUGCUCAAGUUCGAUCAUUUCCGCCCACUUAUCAACGCCGUCGCCACGGACUCCCCCGACACCGACGUUUGGGCCGCGGUUAUCGACCUCAUUGACACUGUCAACCCGUCAACACCUCCGCCAUCGAGCAUCAUUCCGACAGGCCAUGGGACGCCAGUCAAAACAAGCUCCAGCAGGCUCGAGGACAGUGAAACGCGCGACAUCGUCGAGCGUGAGCUAUUCUACGAAAUAAAAGACUGCACCCACAGGGGAGUGCCCGGGUUUUUCGAGAAGCACUUCGAUACAGCAAACUGGACCAAAGCUCAGGCAAAAAUGCUAAAGUCGAUCCUGGCAAAUCACGACGGAACAAAAUGGAUCGACUUCCCGGCCGACCCGUGGGAAGCAGCGGUAUGGAAAUGGCUGCAAGGGCUCGAGGAGAAAGCCUUGGCCGGGGCGCAAUAUACUCUGCAUACCAAUAAAAGUGCGACCGAGUUUAAAGAGCGCAGGGGCCAGAUGGACAUCUUCUUCCAGAAACCAGAACGAACGAAGGGUCGAUUUGAAUAUAAACACGUGCUAGUUGCUGGGGAGCACAAGCGGUCCUUUGCCACCGCCGACUUUAAAGCAUGCAUGUUGCAACUCACGCGACACGUUCGAAGCAUCUUUGCCGACCAACCGAUGCGCCGGUUUGUGCACGCGUUCACCAUCAAGGCUGCGACAAUGGAGCUGUGGAUGUACGAUCGCUCUGGCGCAUAUAGCUCGGGCGAGUUCAACAUUCAUCACGAACCGGAGAAGGUGGCGCGUGCUCUUGUUGCAUAUGCUACCAUGGACAAUGGUGCGAUGGGGUUGGAUAUGUCAAUUGAGUGGAAAAAUAGCCAUCGUUACAUUACAGUGGAAGAUGGCAACGGUGAUGACAAACGUGUGGAAUUGAACCGGCUGCUUGUCAGGCAACGGGCCGUGGUGUGCAGGGGAACAACGUGCUUCUCGACGAAACAGGGCGUGGCUAAGUUUUCUUGGCGUUCCGAUAAGCGGCAACCGUCCGAAGUGAAGCAUCUGAAGCUGGCGCAGGAGAAGGACGUGGAAGGCGUUGCUACACUAGUAGGGCAUCGCGAGAUUACCAGCAUUGCUGAUCUGCGAGCGGGCCUAGAGUUCUCCAGCAGCACACGGCAUGCCUUUCGAACGACAGCUCAGGACCGAUCAUGCGGGUAUAAUCGCCUGCAGGGCUCGGAGAGCAGUGGCUCCAGCCGAAAACGCAAGUCCUCAGACAAUAAUCCUCGUCCUCGCACGACGCGGCGAUCCAACAGUCAAAAGUAUACACUGAGGCAAGCGUACGAUCAAUCGAGCGAAGCAAACGACGAAGCGAGCGGCGAAGCGAAGUCGAGCAUAUACACCCCAAACCGAGAGGACCCGUACGAGAACCGCAUUUUGUCUUGCAUUGUCAUUUCCCCUGCAGGACGUGUCAUCAGCGACUUCAGCACCAUUCGCGAGCUCCUCGAGGCCCUCCGUGAUGCCAUCCGAGCGCAUCGAUCCUUAUACUUGAAGGGCAGGAUACUACAUCGCGACAUUUCGUCAAACAACAUUAUCAUAACAAGACCAGACCAAGCCGAUGGCUUUAAGGGAAUGCUCAUCGACCUUGAUCUUGCCAAGGAACGAAACAGCGGUCCAAGCGGUGCACGCCAUCAGACAGGUACGGUGCAAUUCAUGGCGAUUGAGGUGCUUCGCGGCGUAGACCACACCUAUCGCCAUGACCUAGAAUCGUUUUUCUACGUUCUCAUAUGGAUGUGCGCUCGCUGCGCAUGGGAUGAAGUGAAACGUUUUCGCAAAGAGGGCGAAACAGCGCCAGAAGAAAGUCUUCUGCGCAAAUGGGAAAUAGGCAGCUUCAAAGACAUUGCGAGUGCAAAAAUGGGCCACAUGACUGUCAACAGUCUGGAGGACAUCAUGAAGGAGUUUCCGGAGUCAUUUGACAUGAUCAAACCACUGUGUUUGCGCAUUCGGUCAAUACUAUUCGGCGAUACAGCGAGAAUGAUGAUUGGAACACCUGCUGGAGAUCCGGAAAGACUUUAUGACCGUAUUACUGCCGCGUUUGGCGAGGUAGUCGGUUAG
Beauveria bassiana ARSEF 2860 is the source of this 2319-nucleotide messenger RNA. Its product is annotated as serine/threonine-protein kinase Sgk2. The coding region runs from base 1 to 2319 and encodes 772 amino acids. The record is from RefSeq and is a predicted model, not a curated record. Gene Ontology annotation, biological process: protein phosphorylation. Gene Ontology annotation, molecular function: protein kinase activity; ATP binding. NCBI's taxonomy places the organism in Eukaryota, Fungi, Ascomycota, Sordariomycetes, Hypocreales, Cordycipitaceae. The transcript has a single exon.